Messenger RNA from Patiria miniata (bat star), 1112 nucleotides. It is a transcript of the gene gadd45gip1, whose product is annotated as growth arrest and DNA damage-inducible proteins-interacting protein 1-like. Gene Ontology annotation, cellular component: nucleus. Bases 31 to 741 code for a protein of 236 amino acids. The record is from RefSeq and is a predicted model, not a curated record. Lineage: Eukaryota; Metazoa; Echinodermata; Asteroidea; Valvatida; Asterinidae. The transcript has 2 exons.
CCUCAUUGUUCAAAUUUGAAACUAAACAAAAUGGCGGCCUCCAUAUCGACGAAAAUCUUUAUUCUUGUCUCCCGGCCAUCAGCAGCGAUUGUUCCUCGGAUUACCCCUUUAACUCCAUUACUAGGUGAAAAUUUCGUCUUCAGAAUCUGUGGGGUGAGGUUCUGUAGUAAUUUUAAGACAAAAGCAGCCGUAACUAAUGGACAAACAGACACUGACUUUGUGGACGGCCACGAUUUGUCCGACCAUGCCGACGAACAGCCGCGGGUACAGGAGCCACCACCGAUAUGGAAGAUGACCAGGCGGUAUCUGGCCAAACAGUAUGCAAAGCAGGGAAAAGCAUCAGGUGUUGAUCCCAGUAUCAUGUGGCCAACUCAGACCGAACUUGAAAAUAUCAUCAAAGAUGAAGAGGAGUGGUGCCCGUCUUUGCAACAGAUGCAGUCAGAAAUAGCAGAAGAAAACCAUGCCAUCGAGUUGAAAAGAAAGAAAAGAGAGCAGUUGAUUGCAGCCAACAUGGCCAAGAUGCCCCGCAUGCUCGCUGAGCACCGCAAGAAGAUGACAGAGAAGGAAGCAUUGGCACAGGAGCAGAUCGCCAAGCGGAAUCGUCUCCUGGAGGAGGCCAAAGAGAAACUGGGAUAUGCCAUUGAUCCCCGCAGCACCCGCUUCCAGAAGAUGGUCCAGGAGAUUGAGAAGGAGGAGAGGAAGAAGAAGAAAGAACUGAAAAAGAAAGGCAUCAUUGUAUAGCGAAAGCACCACACGUGGAUAUGAGACUGUAAAAUGAGGCCAAUGGUCAAUGAUGACAAGGACUUUGAUUUUUCAAGUUGAUUUUUUUACUGCAUACGUUUGUACACACUGCUCCAAAUGAAGGUAUAAUGGACUUUCUUUGGUAGUACAAAAUCAUACCAUCUCCCACAAUAAAACUUUGUUCAGCAGAACAAAUCUUUUGAAAAUUUAGAGUAUAAUUUAGAUAAUUGAAAAAACAUUACAUUGCAAUCUACAAGCCUCAUCAAUUUGGUUAAGGGUUGUGCGAUCGAAAGGUGAAAGAUAUGUUUGAAGAAAAGGGACAAAAAAGAACAAUAAAAAGUAAAUGUUCAAAAACUAAUGUAUCAAAUUCA